CUUCCAACCCUGAUUUCUCCUCAGCUCCCUAAGGCAUCAUGGUUACCAUAGCAGCCAGAGGCUGAUGAUGCCUCCAGGGGCAGUAAGGUGAAAUUGAGCCUGCUCCUUGGUCUUUGCUUUCGCAUGUUCUUUGCAGGCUAGAGAGAGAUGGUCUGAAACUCAGCUUCUCUUCUAGUCUACCACCCUAUCUUGGGUCAUUUAGAUCCACAAACCUGCCUCAGCAGCCUCAGUUCAGGGCCCUGAAACACCUCUUCAGAGACUCCUGCCUCCCCAAGCUCUGUCUCUUGGCACCCUGCCUGGUUGCCCUGGAAACAGGUUCCACUGCGGACAAAGGAGGGAGCUGGGUCCUGCUUCUCCUUGGUCCUGUCGAUGAGGAUUUUUAGACCGUGGAGACUGCGCUGCCCAGCCCUGCACCUGCCCUCGCUCCCCUCAUUCUCCUUCAAGUGGAGCUUGCCUUCCCUUGCCCCUGACGACACCAUGUGUAAAAGUGUGACCACAGGUGAAUGGAAGAAAGUCUUCUAUGAGAAGAUGGAGGAAGCAAAGCCAGCAGACAGCUGGGACCUCAUCAUAGAUCCCAACCUCAAGCACAACGUGUUGGCCCCUGGUUGGAAGCAGUAUCUGGAAUUGCACGCCUCAGGCAGGUUCCACUGCUCCUGGUGCUGGCACACUUGGCAAUCGCCCCACGUGGUCAUCCUGUUCCACAUGUACCUGGACCGUGCCCAGCGGGCAGGCUCGGUGCGCAUGCGCGUCUUCAAGCAGCUGUGCUACGAGUGUGGCACGGCGCGGCUGGACGAGUCGAGCAUGCUGGAGGAGAACAUCGAGAGCCUGGUGGACAACCUCAUCACCAGCCUGCGCGAGCAGUGUUAUGGCGAGCGUGGCGGCCAGUACCGCAUCCACGUGGCCAGCCGCCAAGACCACCGGCGGCACCGGGGCGAAUUCUGCGAGGCCUGCCAGGAAGGCAUCGUGCACUGGAAGCCCAGCGAGAAGCUGCUGGAGGAGGAGGCGACCACCUACACCUUUUCCCGGGCUCCCAGCCCCACCAAGCCGCAGGCUGAGGCAGGUUCUGGCUGCAACUUCUGCUCCAUCCCCUGGUGCUUGUUUUGGGCCACGGUCCUGCUGCUGAUCAUCUACCUGCAGUUCUCCUUCCGCAGCUCAGUCUAGGAUUCCCUUGGUGGGUCCGGGGGACUCAUGGGGCCCGAGAGCUGUGGGGGCCAUCCAGCUGGUGGAAGGGGAAGAAGAGAGACCUGGUUGGGAGAGGGAUCAGAUUCUAGCUCUGGCGCUGCCACUGAUUCAAGGGCACCUGGGACAAAACACCCAGUUUUUCUAUUUAAAGUUUUUUCUAUUCUAAAAUU
This is a messenger RNA of Talpa occidentalis (Iberian mole), 1352 nucleotides long. It is a transcript of the gene RTP1, whose product is annotated as receptor transporter protein 1. Gene Ontology annotation, biological process: detection of chemical stimulus involved in sensory perception of bitter taste; protein insertion into membrane; protein targeting to membrane. The record is from RefSeq and is a predicted model, not a curated record. Bases 370 to 1161 code for a protein of 263 amino acids. Lineage: Eukaryota; Metazoa; Chordata; Mammalia; Eulipotyphla; Talpidae. The transcript is spliced from 2 exons. Gene Ontology annotation, molecular function: olfactory receptor binding. Gene Ontology annotation, cellular component: cell surface.